CGCCGCCCCUCCGCCAAUUCACACCGCAGAGUCGACGUUGGGCGCCCAGGUCGACCGGGAGGCAUGGAGUUCCUGUUCAAGAUCCUGUUUGUAGGCGAAGCAGGCGUAGGCAAGACUGCGCUCAUCCGGCGGUACGUGGACAAUGUGUUCUCGUACAAGUACCGGUACACGAUUGGGGUGGACUUUGCGCUCAAGGUGGUUGACCUCGACGAGAAGACGACGGUGCGGCUGCAGCUGUGGGACAUUGCCGGGCAGGAGCGGUUCGGAGUCAUGACAAGGGUGUACUACAAAGAGUCUGCAGCGUGCGUCAUCGCCUUUGAUAUAACAGAGCGGAGAACGUUCGAGGCGGCCAAAAAGUGGAAGGCCGACCUCGACUCCAAGGUCCAUCUGCCCAACGGCGACCCCGUCCCGUGUAUCCUCGUCGCCAACAAGUGCGAUCUCGAGCCGCGCCCGGUUCCACGCGAAGAGAUUGAUCAGUUUGUUCGCGACAACGGGUUUGUGGACUGGUUCGAGACCUCAGCCAAGGACGCAAUCAACGUCGACAAGGCUAUGAAGUUCCUCAUCUACAAGGUUCUCAACUCCAAUCCGGGCAUCUCGGUCGAGGACGACGAGGCUUUUCGCCUCGACGACGAGGGCUCGCUGGCCGGUGCCUCGUCGUCGGGCUCUUCGUCCAAGAAAAAGUGUUGCUAGCUGGCGCACACAAGAGUCGCAUUGAACACACAACCCCCC
This is a messenger RNA of Thecamonas trahens ATCC 50062, 729 nucleotides long. RefSeq names its product member Ras oncogene family RAB32. Gene Ontology annotation, cellular component: trans-Golgi network; vesicle; Golgi apparatus. Gene Ontology annotation, molecular function: GTPase activity; GTP binding. Gene Ontology annotation, biological process: vesicle-mediated transport. Lineage: Eukaryota; Apusomonadida; Apusomonadidae. The coding region runs from base 64 to 690 and encodes 208 amino acids. The transcript is spliced from 2 exons. The record is from RefSeq and is a predicted model, not a curated record.